Monoraphidium neglectum is the source of this 1593-nucleotide messenger RNA. RefSeq lists its product as hypothetical. NCBI's taxonomy places the organism in Eukaryota, Viridiplantae, Chlorophyta, Chlorophyceae, Sphaeropleales, Selenastraceae. The record is from RefSeq and is a predicted model, not a curated record. The transcript has 2 exons. The annotation marks the transcript as partial.
AUGUCCGCUGCCAUCAAGGCGAACGGCGGCGCCGGCGGCGGUGCACCGGCAGUCGAGGCCGCGGUGUGGGGGGCGGCGGAGGACUAUGGCAGGUGGCGGUUGGCGGUGCUCGCACUGAGCGCGGUGGCCAAGGCUGUAGGCCUAGGUGCUGACGCGGACACCCAGCUCCCAGCCCUCUACCUGGCGGCCAGCCCCGCCUCAGAGGAACGCGCCCCCGGCACAGGCCCUGCAGUGGAUGCGCUGCUGCGGCGCAUGCUAGGCGUGCCCUCCGUCCACUCGGCGGGCGGCGGCGGCGGCGUGUGGGGACUAGGAAGGGAGGAGGCGGUGGAUCUGAUCCGGAGGUUGAUGAGGCUGGUGGAGCAGGCGGCUGCGCGGCCGCGGGCUGAGCAGGACCAAGGUAAAGAGGAGGAGGAGGAGGAGCAGGAGGAGGAGGGAAAUGAUACAAAAGGGAAAGAGCAGCAGCAGCAGCAGCAGCAGCAGCAGCAGCAGCAGCAGCAGCAGGAGGUUGAGGAGGAGGACAAAGAAGCGGGGGAGGACGGGGACGAGGGGGAAGGUGACGAGCAGCUUCCGGCCUUCCGACGGCGGGUCACCCGCGCGGCGCCCGCGGCGCAGGCGCGCAAGCCGCGCCGAGGGAGGCUCGAAGGCAAGCAGCAGCGCGAGUCAGAGCCUCAGCAGGAGGGGCGGCCGCCGCGGGCGCGGCGCGGGGCGGCGGCUGCCAGUGGGCGGGAGAAGGCGGAGGAGGGGGCGAGGGGACGCCCGAUUGUGUUUGACUGCUCGAUGAGUGAUGUGGGCAGCGGCAGCAGCAGCGACAGCAGCAGCAGCAGUGACAGCAGCGAGAGCAGCAGCUCGGAUGACAGCAGCAGCGACAGCAGCGAUAAGGAGGAGGGCGGCGGCGCGGGCAGCAGCAGCGGCGGCGAGGACGACGGCGGGAGCGAGGAGCAGGUGCGUGGACGCGGGGCGCCGGCGCUGCAAAAGCGUGGCGCGGCCGUGGCAGCAGGCACGGUACGCAGCGGUGCCCGGAAGCCGGUUGGCCGCGCCGCGGCGGCCGCGAGGCCCGCGCUGGCCCCAGGCGGCGGCGGCGGCGGCGCCUCCAAUGCUGACGAGAACGCGCAGCCGUUUGAGUGGCUGCUCGCCAGCUGCCCGCGGCUGCUCGUGCUGGUGCGUGCCCUGCGCCGCCUGCUGGCCGUCGCGGAGCGGUCCGACGCCACCGGGCGUAUCGAGGGCGGCGCCGCAGCAUUGGAUGAUGAAGACAGUAGCGGCGACGAGGGCGGGAGCGGUGGCGGCGGAUGGGGCAGCGGGCACGAGCAGGGGUCGGACUCGGAGGAUGGCCCUGCGCCGCCGGCACGCCGCGGCGGCCGGCUGCGGCGCGCGUCAGGGGCGCCCGCAGCCAAGAUGGGCGCGGGCGGGUUUCCGAGGAUCUACGGAGUGCCCAACACUCCCUUGGCGCAGCUGUUUGCGCGCGCUCAUCUGGGCUCGUCGAAGCCUACGCCCGCCCCAGCAGCUGCCGCCGAGGACGGCGGACUGGCGUCCCCACGCAGCGCACGCGGGCGCGGCGCCGCACCCGUGCCGUUUGGCGGGGAGGAUGGGGAGGCC